This is a messenger RNA of Fusarium pseudograminearum CS3096, 1542 nucleotides long. RefSeq lists its product as uncharacterized. The record is from RefSeq and is a predicted model, not a curated record. Lineage: Eukaryota; Fungi; Ascomycota; Sordariomycetes; Hypocreales; Nectriaceae. Gene Ontology annotation, molecular function: deaminase activity. The transcript has a single exon. Gene Ontology annotation, cellular component: cytosol. Bases 1 to 1542 code for a protein of 513 amino acids.
AUGCGACCCUACCAGAUGAACCCACUUGCGCUGGCCAGCGUCUUGCCGUUGUUCACUGCCACUGCCGAGGCUUCCUCGACGCUGUUUUGGGGCGGCACCAUUAUCGGCUUCAACAACGACACGAGUUCGCUCGAGGUCAUCCGCAAUGGCUCUGUGCUCGUGGAGGACGACCACAUUGUCGCCGUUAAUGAAGAGCCCGGCUCCAAAGACGACGCUGGCGACGGUGUGGACGUGAUUGAUGUCUCUGGACAGAUUCUGACACCCGGCUUCAUUGACACGCACCGACACGGCUGGCAAACUGGUCUGAAGACACUCGGCUCAAACACAACCCUUGCCGAAUACUUUAUGCGCUAUGGUGCACCUGCUUCUGGACAAGACUUCCGCGCUGAGGAUGUCUACAUUGGCCAGCUCGCAGGCAUCUACGAGGCUCUCAAUGCUGGUGUCACCACGAUGGUCGACCAUGCGCACCACACCUGGAGCAAUGAAACGUCAUGGGCGGGACUGAAUGCCUCUGUGGAGAGCAGUGGUCGCAUCUUCUGGUGCUACGCUUUCGAGAGCCCGACGGGUACCGAGGGCUCCCGAACAAUCGAAGAGCAGAUUGCCAACUUCCGCGAGAUCUACGAAAGUGAGAACUGGAAAGACUCGCCCAGUAUGAUCGGUAUCGCGUACGACGCCUGGGGCCCGCAGCCCGAUGUCGAGGAGAGGAGUAAGAUACUGGAUCUUGCGCAGGAAAUCGAGGUCCCGGUGAUUACCACGCAUAGUCUGGGCGGACCUUGGGGCUUCGCGAACUUGCCAUCUGACCUGGCUGGGCUGGACGUUUUGGAGGGCGAUAUCCCGAUCAUCUUCUCUCACGCCAGCUUCCUGACAGCCAACGACCGGGAUCUGCUCCGACAGAACAACCACUACGUCUCGAUCACACCCGAAUCGGAGAUGCACUACGGCCAAACGCACCCGCAUUCGUACCUGAUUCAGGACCAGGCUGCUCUAGGCGUCGACACCCACUUCACCUUCUCGACUGAUAUCUUGACGCAGGCGCGCAUCUGGCUGCAGUCAACUCGGUACCGGCUCUUCAACCAGGUCCUCGAGACCUGGAGGGUCCCCCGCAGCACCCCCGAGACGGUCAACCAGGCCUUCCUGCUAGCGACAAGGUCCGGUGGUCUAGCCCUGCGCCGCCACGACCUCGGCGUGAUCAACGAGGGCGCAAAGGCAGAUCUCGUGGUGUGGAACGCGCGGGAGUCACCGGCGCUGCUCGGUUGGAACGACCCCGUUGCGGCGGUUAUGCUGCAUGCCAGUGUCGGAGAUAUUCAUGACGUCAUGGUCGACGGCAAGUUCGUGAAGCGCGAUGGCAAGCUGGCUGUCGAGGGCUAUGAGGAGGUCCGGGAGAGGUUCCUAAAGAGUGCGAAGAGGCUGCAGGAUGUAUGGGCCGAGAAGGAAUACCCUGUACUGGAGGGCAAGUGGCAAGGCAGCGAUUACGCUGAUACGCUGAAGGCGGAUGUUGUCGCUGGGGAGGGGGAUGGAUAUGGCGAGCUUUUUGUGGAGUGA